Messenger RNA from Misgurnus anguillicaudatus (oriental weatherfish), 1344 nucleotides. Lineage: Eukaryota; Metazoa; Chordata; Actinopteri; Cypriniformes; Cobitidae. The record is from RefSeq and is a predicted model, not a curated record.
ACGACAAAUCAUGUCACUUAUACUUCUCAAAAUCUCAAUAUUAAUGUGUGGAUUAUGUUUCAGACUUCGUGCUUCCUCACUUGAUUGUAAGCAGCAGUACCAGCGAGGAUCUGAUGUGACUUUGCGAUGUGAUGUCCCUCUCCUGUUUGAAAAUUCAACAUUACAGUGGAUUAAAGACAGCGGACAAACCUCCAACACAACUCUUGUUUACAACAACUCUGCUUACAUCAUCUUACACAAUGUUGAUGAACACAGUGAAGGAAAAUAUUACUGCAGAAUAAUGCAAAAUGGCCUUGUAGAAACUGUUAUGAAUCACAAAGUUUGUGUCACUCAAUAUUCAGAAGGAAGAAAGCUUGUAAUUUACAGACAAAGCUCGAGUCAUAGUGAUUUAUUACUGAUCUGCAAGUCUAAAAAGGUAUACUACAGCCAUAUGUGGGUCUGGGAAACAAAGACUACAAAAGAUGUUAUAAUAUCUGUAAAAAAGGGAGGAGAAGUUCAAGUUAAUGGAACAAUUAAACCAGGAAAUAAAACCUCUGCCACAUUCAAUAGUCAAAUUUUUAUCCUUCACCUCUCACCUGUGGAGUUUAACUAUAGUGGGACUUACAAGUGUAUUCUAGAUAAUAACAUCUCUCCAUACGCAACCACAACUCUACACACCAUCAGAGUCUUUGCAGAGCCCCCUGGUGGUGUGUUGAUGAAUGAGUCUGUUGUUCUUACCUGUGAGCUGUCUGAUGUAACUGAUUCAGUGAUGCUGGUCUGGCUCAGGAUGCAUGGGGACAGAGGAGUGCUGUUCAAACAACGCAUUCUGAAUGAGAAAAACUUAAAGAAACGCCUCACUGUGAAUGUGAACAGCAUUUCGUCAGACAUGCAGCAUUGGCAGUGUGCAGUAUUUACUGAGAACAAACUAAAAGCCUUGGCUCCUAUAACAAUCAAUCUGAUCUCAAAUGAUCCAGGUACAUCAACAGAGACCCCCACUUCAACAUACCAAGACGACACCUGGACACAAGACAGCCACGUACAGACUAUGAUCCUUCUGGCCUGUUCUGUCACUGUCUGUGUGUUGAUUCUGCUGGGACUUCUAGUUUUUAAAUGUCAGCGAAAAACAUUUGCUGGUGGAGCUGACAGCUUGUUAAGAACAAAUGCAAGUUCAAAGGUGUUGGACAGCAGCAGCCUGUCUACUACAGUCAUCUACUCUGCUUUUUAAAUACAGUAAAACAUUUAUUGUAAAUUCUCAGUGUCUUGACUCAUAAUAGAAUGGAGGAGAAAAAGACUUGCAAAUUAUUAAUAAAUCAUUUUGUAUGAGUAAUAGAAUGUAAACUCAUGUUAUUCCUUUUUUUAUAUAAA